AUGGCAUUGUGGGAGGUUGUUGGCGGCGCUGGUCAUGGAGGCGUCCUGGUCCGGUCGGGCCCGGCUCUUUCGGACGAGCUUUGUGAAGCGCGGCUGGCCACUGGCGCUGUGGUCAAGAAGGUUGAGGAGAGGGAUGGGCGCCUGUGCUACGAGCUUGUUCGUGGUGAUGGUCCCACCACCGGCUGGGUUUCUAUGAAGCUUCGUGGGAGAGACCUUUUGGUGAAGGCUCACGAGCAGGAACCCAACCGUGCUCCUGGCCGUGGCAGGUUCUCAGAGUGGGCAUCGCAGAAGACGGAGGUCGCCGUGGUUGAGGAGGUUUCCACUGGCAGCGAAGUUGAGAUGGCAGCUGCGGGCGCAAGUGAUUCCGGAGAGAGCACCCCUGUUGUGGCUGGGGCAGACAAGGAGCCCACGGAGGAUGAGCGCGAGGCUUUCCGCCAGUACACAGAGAAGUUUGGGGAAUGCCGGGAUGGCUCCAACCCAGGCUACAGCCGGAAGUCGUUCCCAUGGUUCACCGGGAAGCCACCUCAGGGUGAGAAGCUCUCCAAAGAGUCCCUCCAGGCUGCCCUGAGCUACCGGCCGAUCAAGAAACGGCUGGCGAAGGCCAACCUCACUGAGGUGGAUUCCGAUCGAGAAGAAAUUCCACUCUGCACUCGUUGCUCUAUGCCCGUGGGUGAGUUUGCCUACCAGGGUCGCGAGGGCAAGGACACUUGCGUCCACACCGAGUGCAUGGCGCAGGUGCUCCUGAAAGAGGCCCAGCGCGAGGAUGAGCAUCGCACGACUCGGGAGAACAACAAGAAGCUCAAGAACCGCAGGGAAUACAACAUCGGCUGGCGCAUGGACAGUGUUCCCUCGAAUGCCAGCCUGGCUGAGCGCAUGGGCUGCCGUCCAGCUCCGCAAGGGCUGUGCUGCCUGGUUUUGGAUGAGGCUUCGAAGACCGUCCGGGUGGCCGCGACGCUCGAGCCGUCGGCCUCGGUGAACCUGGAGUAUCUCCUGCUGGCCCUCAAGGUGAGGAAGUCCGCCUCGCGCGAGCCCCUCUUCUCUCUGGAUCCCAUCGACCCGAAAAACCUCGAGAACUCGCCCCAGAAGAAAGUCUUCGAGCCUUCCUGGUUGGCUGGCACCAGCGCCGGCGAUGUCAUGUUCCAGGCCGACUACUUCUUGAAGGAGCUGGCCCUCGGAGAGUACAACAUGCCCGUGCUCGGAAUGCUGAGCGUCUUCGACUGGUCUGAGAUGGGCGACAAGGAUAAGACUUGGUCUGGCCGCGAGUGGUUCGUGGUGAAGAAGGCCGAGGUCCGCAUGGCCGAGGAUCGAACUCUCAUCCCGCAUGUUCGCAUGGGCGUGGAGGCGCGCGAGCAGAUUGUGACCGCCAAGGGCCUGGAGGAUGCUCCCGUAACGGUGCCCACACAUCCCUUGAAGAAGUUUGCGGAGGCCUUCACCCGCCACUUCGAUCUGAUCGCAGAGCGCAAGAGCGUCAUCUUCCACCUCCGUGAGUUGGCAAAGGCAUCCGUCAUGGCCAAGUACUUGGUGGACUCGAAGGCGCGUAUCGACCCGUCCUGGUAUCGUCUGGCGGACGAGAUCGUCAAGCGUGCCCCGCCAGAGCCCUACAUGGAGAUCCCACAGCUUUGGAACAUGCGCGGGAACUCCCGCAUCAAGCUCCAGAAUGGACGCCUCAUCGACAUGGUUACAGGCGGCCAAAGCAAGCUCCAGGCAAUCUACGGCGGCGUGGAGUUCGGAUUGGACCGUUUCGAGCUGGCCCAGCGACAUGCAUUGCAAGGCCAGCCGACUGGAAUGCAGCUGGGCCAGUCGGGACGGCCGAUGUUCAUGCCACAGCGCUUCCAGCUCGGCCAGCGCGAAAUGCCACAAGGUGUGGAUCUCAAUCUGGACAAGUUCUCCCUCUCCACCGAGGAGCGCUUCCGAGGCAAGCUCCCCCCUUGCAGUGGCGAUGCCACGUCGCUGGAGGGUCGUACCACGCUGGGCAAGGCUUUCCUGAGCAGCCUGCGGCAGAAGUCAUGGACCGGCAUGAAGAUAGACGACCAGAAGCUGCUUCUGAACAUCUUUGACGUUCCCCAGUGCGACCGCGUGGAGGAGGGCGAUGCCUUCACCCCCCCGGACCCCAACCUGGAGUACAUCGUGAAGGUUCGAAGCCUGGUGGGUGAGGAGGGCGGCAUCCGGGAUCGGCGGAGGGUUCGCUUCGCGGAUAAGAACUUCGUGAUGGCCAAUCCCGGAAGCGACUUCCCCAGGUCUUGGACUUCUCGAUUUCAGGUGGAGCAUGAAGGGCGCAUCUCCUACACCGCCCCCACGAAGUUCGGCCUGGUGAAGUUGGAGGUCGAGGAGACUUUCAAGCGCAGCUUGCUCGAGGAGGUGAUUCCCCAAGCAGUUCCGGAGUUCGACCAGGUCACAGAAGACGGGGUCGCUUUCCGAAUCUACAAGCUUGGCAGCCUGGAGGUCCGCACGAUCCAAGAGGUCGGGGAAGCUGAGAUGGUUCAUGUGGUCUUCUCCUCUCGUGCAGCGUCCUGGGAGACCAAGGGAUCCAAGGCGCAGGACGUGCUGGGCAAGGAGAAGCUUAGCCGGUGCCGGGUCUAUGUCGAGGCCAUGGAGCACGAGGCUUGCAACAACUACUACAUCGUGCUGGAGACCAUCGAGAAGACGGUCAUCGUUACGGAGCGCAUGUCGGAUGGAUCUUUGUGCUGGUUGCAGAACCCUCACAACCUUGAGGACCGCAAUUCCUUGGCCAAGUUGCUCUUCACUGCAGACUGCAAGGAGGGAAUGCGCAUGAGCGAGGUCAGGCGGCACUUUGAAGCGCAGCCGCGUGACACAGACGGUGAUCAUCGCAAGCGCUACGCCAAGGCGCUCUACGUUUUCACCACCGGUCGGAGCUUGAAGGGCAAAUGGGGAGGCAGCGCACGCCGCUACACGGCGCCACCGAUGCGUGGCCUUGGAGUGCAGGCGCUCGGCCGCAGCUCAGAGUUCAUGAACGUGAUGUGGCUAGCAAGGAGCUCUGGGCUCCGCGGUCUCUGA
Symbiodinium necroappetens is the source of this 3015-nucleotide messenger RNA. The record is from the annotation of a GenBank genome assembly. Lineage: Eukaryota; Dinophyceae; Suessiales; Symbiodiniaceae.